CUUCCUGUUCUUUGAGCUCCUUGGGCAGCAGGUUAAGAAUCCCCAAAUUCAGGCCCUAGGACCCCGGGCCACCCGCCUGCCGGCCUUCCUCGAUGGAGCAGCGUCUGCCCCCCUUUCCGGGGUACCCUGGGGUGUGGCCCUGAUUCUGGCAUCCGAGGAGACCUUGAGCGUCCUGAGCAGUGUCAGGAAGCAGUCUCAGAUUUGGCGGGGGCUAGUCACACACCGCAGCCAUGUUCCUGCGACGGCUUGGUGGCUGGCUACCUCGACCUUGGGGCCGCAAGAAACCGACGAAGCCUGCCCCACCUGUCCCAGAAUCCAGAUGGCUGGACACCUCCCCUGAGAAUUCAGAGAGUGACUGGGACAGUGCCCCAGAGACAAUGGGAGACUUGGGGCCUCUCAAGACCAAGGACUCGGGGACACUGAGGAGCCCUGGGGCUGCCCCUGAGCCAAGCAGAGAGGCCCAAAUGGAGCACCUGGGGUUCAGAAGAAUGGAGUCCUUCAAGCGGGACAAGACUGUCUCUAGCAUUCAAGAGUCUAGGAGACUACAGACUGGGGGAACGCUUCCAAAAACAGGAUGGGAUCCUGUGGACUCAGAGGGCACCAAGAGCCCUGGAGUGUCCCUCAAAGGGGAACUGGGUACCCACGGGCCAGAAGUCCCCAUUGAGAAACCUAGCAAGCGUCAGAGGCUGCUGGGCUGGCUACGUGGGGAGCCAGGGGCUCCCCCACAUUACCUGAGGGACCCGGAGGAGGACCUGCAGAUCUCCACCAACCUGACCCUGCACCUACUGGAGCUGCUGGCCUCUGCCCUGCUGGCGCUGUGCUCGAGGCCUCUUCGAGCAAUCUUGGACGCAUUGGGCCUUCGAGGACCCCUGGGCCUCUGGCUACAUGGGCUGCUGUGCUUCCUGGCCGCCCUGCAUGGGCUUCAUGCUGUGCUGAGCCUCCUUACCACCCACCCCCUGCACUUUGCCUGCCUCUUUGGCCUCUUGCAGGCCCUGGUGCUGGCUGUCAGCCUCCGGGAACCUAGUGAAGUUGAGGAGGCCACUAAUUUGGAGGGUGAGAGGCCGAGAAGGGGAGCAGAGGGGCAGAGGGAAGGUCCAGGAAAGGAGCUGUGAGUGUGGCCGAAUGGGGCCGGAGGGUGAAGAUAGUGUGGCCUUUAGGAGGAAAGUGGGGAAACCCAGACUGUAGCACAGGGACCUCAGGGAUGGGGAAGACACUCGAGAAAGCACAGGAACCCCUUCAUACAAGUGAGGGACAGUGCUGUCUGCUUAGGGUGUCUAAUAGUGGACAGCGAGGCCUUGACCUUGGAGUCACCACCUGUUACAUUUUUGCUUCUACAUUGCUCUUCCUAUGGUUUUAUUUCCACCUCCAGUCUCCCCUCACCUCCAC
Messenger RNA from Nannospalax galili (Upper Galilee mountains blind mole rat), 1386 nucleotides. RefSeq names its product chromosome unknown C6orf47 homolog (gene CUNH6orf47). The transcript is spliced from 2 exons. Lineage: Eukaryota; Metazoa; Chordata; Mammalia; Rodentia; Spalacidae. The record is from RefSeq and is a predicted model, not a curated record. Bases 231 to 1112 code for a protein of 293 amino acids.